This is a messenger RNA of Saccostrea cuccullata (small rock oyster), 1467 nucleotides long. RefSeq names its product pseudouridylate synthase RPUSD4, mitochondrial-like. NCBI's taxonomy places the organism in Eukaryota, Metazoa, Mollusca, Bivalvia, Ostreida, Ostreidae. Gene Ontology annotation, biological process: pseudouridine synthesis. The record is from RefSeq and is a predicted model, not a curated record. Gene Ontology annotation, molecular function: RNA binding; pseudouridine synthase activity.
CUUAGACUAACUGAGGCUUCAAGACGGCCCCAGGCUCCCUGUCUAGUUUUUGUGCCCAAGUACCUGUAUAAACCAAAUAUGUCUAAAGUCGAAACGAGGCGACACCUGUACACCUACUUCAAGCGCUUUUUUGACAUUGAGGGGACAGAGUUGAAACGGUAAAACAUGACAAUGACUUCAAUAUCCAGAAAGACCUGCCGACUCCUUGGUUGCUGUCAUUUACUGAAGCAGGAGAAAACGAUCACACACAACAGUCCUUUAUCAUUUACACAGAGAAGGCUGAGGCACCAGGGGUGGGGAGAGGUGAGGGAGGAAAAACAGGUGCCCCAGAAGUCACGCCUUACCCAGAAGUCCUCACCCCAAGACAACCUGCUGCUGCAACUACUGAACCUCAACAAACAAAUGGUGAACAACAAGGACCCAUUCUACGUAAUGGACCACUUCAUGAACAACAUUUUAUACGAGGAUGAAAAUAUGGUUGCCUUCAACAAACCGAUGGGAUUGCCACUGACAUAUAACCCUCCAAAGAGUCUGAGGAACUCUGAUCUGACAGAACCUGUGGUAAACUUAGACGGGCUGCUACCGGAGCUGGCGAAGCGUCUGUUCUGUUCCAAACUCUACGUGUCUCUCCCCGUGGACAGGAUGUGUAGUGGUGUCAUUAUUCUAACAAAGUCUGAGGAGUACAACCAAUACCUGCGGAAAAGAUUUUUCAGCUUAAAAGUGACGGAUCAGCUUCCCUAUCAACACUGGGAUGUCUUGUGUGUGGGAAUUCCUGACAAGCUUUCAAAAGAAAAGGAGAAGCUUUACUAUAGCAAGGAGAAGUAUAAAGACAUUUACCUGCCACAGACAGUUUUCUGUAAGCCCAGUAAAAACGACCGGAAGAAAGGCCAGGUAUACAGCACGACCUUGUGUGGGGAGGUCAUCGGGAGGAAUGAGGAGAAGGGGGCCAGAAGUAGUCAUGUCAGGAUCUCAGUCACCUCUGCAACAAACCACGUGAUCCCAGCCUACCUCAGUGAGCGGUUCGCCCCGGUGUUGGGGGACCAGGAGUAUUUCUGGAGGGCCGUUACGGUGGGGAGACAGAAUAUCAUGAUAUUAAAACAAAUCCCAUCUGCAGGUAUCCCCAGGCCUCAGGAGCUGUCAAAGGGAAUCCUACAGAAUCUAGAAAUCAAUCAGGGCCAUGUACAGAACCUGCCCCCAUUUCUCCACAGGUCCGCAGUCGACAUAGUCCAUCUAAAAAAGGCCAAGAAGGAGCCGUUCACAAUACAGACGCCAUUACCAGACUUCUUCCUUGUUACUAAAUAAGUGAGAGACCAACGGUCCAGGACAGAAUUUUCUGAAAGGUUCAGUUAUGUCAGCAAAAAAGCUGGUCCUUCAAAGGAAGAGAGAAACUCUGAUAAAGUUAACACUGAGGGAUGGGAAGGAAAUUUAACUGAACGGAAUGAAAAGAUUCUUGAAUAAAAUUUGUUU